AAGAACCCGGCAAUGUUUGAAAUAAAAUAAUUCAUUUAUUUUAGCACCAUAUAGCGAAGAAAGACUAUUAAGCGAAUAUUCAUCGAGUUGAAUUGUAUACAUAAGUCUAUAUCAACUACAAAGGUGCUCAAAAUUUCCUUAUUUACCAAUGUUGGUUGAUGUCAAUUCAAAAUCGUAGGGAAGUCAAAUUAAAACGGUGAGGAUAGACAUGACAUUAUGCCAAACCUUUAGAAUGUAGUUUUACCUAUAGAACCCGGAAAUCGUCGCCGGUUUUUGGUGACGCUGCAUUAGAAACGGCAAGACAUGGCACAGCCUCCAGGAUUGUUCAGCUUGGUCUUUCUUACCCUGGCUCUUGGAGCCCAGGCUCUGACCCCAUCCCAUUAUCUUUCUCGCUCUGAUGUGGAGAGACUUCAAGCCCUAAUGAGGCAGCCCUUUACGGAUCUUGAAUCUGCAUACUACUCCAUUGUUGGUCUUGGUAAACUUGGGUCUUCUAUUGCUGAUGAAGGUGAUGCCUGCCAGUUCCUGAAGUCCAAGCUUGACCCCACCAGUGUUGAUUCCCUCUUCUUUGCUGCCGAGUCCAGUCAGGCUAUUUCAGGAUGUGAGAUUCCGGUGUCAAACGAGACUCGUGACCUUCUACUAGCAGCAGUCAGUGAAGACUCCAGUGUGACUCAGAUCCAUCGGGCUGUGAGUGCUAUCAGUUCUCUGGGGCUGCCUCUUGCCUCACAGGAGGUUGUCAGUGCCCUUGCUGCCCGGAUUACCAAGGAGGACAACGUUUUGGCUAUCACACAGGCUCUUCUGACCGCCGCUCGGCUCUCGCAACAGGCAGAGCUUGGGGGGAUCCUGGAGGAGAUUGAGGAUCUUGCUGCGCGCCUGGAUGAUUUGGGUGGAGUAUAUCUGCAGUUUGAGGAGGGACUUGAGGCAACAGCCUUGUUUGUGACUGCAGCCUAUUCUCUGUCAGACCAUGUGGAUAUGGAGCCCCCUUUGAAGGAGGACCAGGUCAUCCAGCUGGUGAACUCUGUUUUUAGCAAGAAGUCCUGGGAUUCGCUGUCUGAAGCCUUCAGUGUUGCCAGUGCUGCUGUUGCCUUGUCCAACAACCGUUUCCAUGUGCCAGUCAUUGUCAGUGCCCAAGGGCCUGCCACUGUGUCUCACAGCGAACCUACCCUCCAGCUUCUAGUUACUAAUGUGCUUUCCCAGCCCCUGGCCUCAGCCAGUGUGGUGGUGGAGUCUGCUAAUGCCCUGGCUUCUAAGAGCGUCAUCCUCAGCCAGGCACCUUUCACCUUAAGAGAUGGUGUUUUUGAGCUGAACUUCAUGGCCAGCCAGCCUGCUAGCGGAUAUUACCAGUUCACUGUGGCUGUGACAGGGGACAGCAGAUUUGUUGCCAAUCAAGUUGAGAUGAAAGUGAAGGUCUCUACUGAAGUUGCCAUCACUAACAUGGAUUUGUCUGUGGUGGAUAAGGACCAGAGCAUUGGCACUAAGACUACCAGGGUGGAAUACCCCUUCAAGGCCAAGACCUCCUUUACCGCUGAUGGCCACCAGAACUUUGCCAUGUCUUUCCAGUUAGUGGAUGUCAACACUGGAGUUGAGCUCACCCCCCACCAGACAUUUGUCAGGCUGCACAAUCCGAAAACAGGCCAAGAGGUUGUGUUUGUGGCAGAGCCAGACAGUAAGAACCUUUACAAGUUUGAGCUGGACACCGCAGACAGAAAGUCUGAGUUUGACUCCAUGUCUGGAACCUAUGCUCUCCACCUUAUGGUUGGAGAUGCUACCCUCGAGAACCCCAUUUUGUGGAGUGUGGCGGAUGUAGUUCUCAAGUUUCUCGAUGAAGAGGCUCCAGCCACCAUCCAGUCAAAGACCCUAUAUGUGCCAAAACCAGAUAUUCAGCAUCUGUUCCGUGAACCAGAGAAGAAGCCUCCCACGGUGGUGUCCAACACCUUCACCGGCCUGAUCCUGUCCCCCUUCCUCCUCCUGCUGGUGCUGUGGUUGAAACUAGGGGCCAACAUCUCCAACUUCAGCCUAUCUCCCAGCUCGGUUCUUUUCCAUAUUGGCCAUGCAGCCAUGCUAGGUCUGAUGUAUGUCUACUGGACGCACCUCAACAUGUUCCAGACUCUGAAGUACUUGGCCAUCAUCGGCAGUCUCACUUUCUUGGCUGGGAAUCGCAUGCUGGCCCUAAAAGCAGUAAAGAGAAUUGAAAGUAAAUGAAGACAAAACAUAAAAGAAGAUUGAAGAUCCUUAAACGUUUGUUUCCAAGAAUUGAAGGACACAAAGUCAAAAUGGCAUAUUACGUGAAUUCAGUUUUUUUUUGGUUAAUGUGUUAUCAGUGCGUCUUAAAAUGUCAGAACUGAAGCUCACUGAUAUGACAUUCUCUCACUGCAGGCUUUAAAGCUAUUACUUCUGCACUUCAUCUUGUGAUUUUUUUUGACAGUGGGCUAUGGUCGUUUUUAUGGUUUCUUUAUGAAAUUUGGAUGGAUUGGGGUUUUUGUUCAUUCUUGUUUUCUAUUUCUGAAUGUCUGUCUCACCACUGAAGUUGGCACCCAGUUUUACAACAUGUUUAAGUGCAUUGAAAGUUUCAUUACUGGCAUGGUUAACAUCAAGAACCUUUCAUGGAGCCAUAUAAGAUUAGCUUGUACAAGUUCUGAAUUAAAUGUUUUCCCCUUUGAUAAAAACAAUUCCAUGUGGAGAAGAGAAUAACUGAUGGUUAAUUCCAGAAAAUCUGAUGUUUUGAAAUGAAAGGAAAUAAAGAAAAUGAGAAUUA
This is a messenger RNA of Hypomesus transpacificus, 2752 nucleotides long. RefSeq names its product ribophorin II (gene rpn2). NCBI's taxonomy places the organism in Eukaryota, Metazoa, Chordata, Actinopteri, Osmeriformes, Osmeridae. Bases 304 to 2199 code for a protein of 631 amino acids. Gene Ontology annotation, biological process: protein N-linked glycosylation. The record is from RefSeq and is a predicted model, not a curated record. The transcript has 18 exons. Gene Ontology annotation, cellular component: membrane; oligosaccharyltransferase complex.